Aphanomyces invadans is the source of this 2197-nucleotide messenger RNA. RefSeq lists its product as hypothetical. Gene Ontology annotation, molecular function: transmembrane transporter activity. Gene Ontology annotation, cellular component: membrane. The record is from RefSeq and is a predicted model, not a curated record. Lineage: Eukaryota; Oomycota; Saprolegniomycetes; Saprolegniales; Verrucalvaceae. Gene Ontology annotation, biological process: transmembrane transport. Bases 23 to 1855 code for a protein of 610 amino acids. The transcript is spliced from 6 exons.
UGAAAAUCCGACAUUGACGGCAAUGGCCCGUGAGGACUCCGGGGCGGCGGAUCCAACCAACUUCUCCACGCUGGACACGGCGAUCUGCAUGUCGUACCUCGUGUCGGUGCUAGUCGUCGGGGGCAUUGCAACCUACGUGUCUCGGAAGAAGACAACUCUGGACGAGUACUACCUUGGCGGUCGAACCCUGCCAUGGUGGAUGCUCGGGAUCGCAGACGUGUCGAGCUACAUCGACAUUGCGGGGACCAUGAUCAACACGGGGCUCAUCUAUGCGCUGGGAGUGCGUGGCAUGUUUAUCGAGGUCCGCGGCGGCCUCUGCCUCUUCCUCGCGUUCCAGCUCGCGUUCACGGGCAAACUCGCGCGUCGAUGUCCCGUUCGAACGAAGGGCGAAUGGAUCAAAUUUCGAUUCGGCGCCAAGGUGGGAGGUCGGCUCGCCCGGACAGCAGUUGCGAUCGUGUCGUUGAUCGGCGGUAUCUUCAGUGUGGCGUACUUUAGCAUCGGCGGCGGCAAGUUUGUGACCGAGUUCGUCGCUGUGCCUGCAUACGCAGGCCUUCCGCCCGACUUUUGGGCGUCGGGUAUCCUCAUGGCGAUCGCACUCAUGUACACGAUCGUGGCCGGAUUCACGUCGAUGGUCCUCACGGACAUUUACCAGUCGUUGUUCAUUUACCCAUCGUUCGUUGCCGUGUCGAUUUGGGGCAUGCAAGUAACGCUUCCCGCCGAGUUCCACGUAUUCCUCCCGACGUUCAACACGAGCUCGUUCCUGAACGUGACGACGACGCAUGAUGCGUGGACUGCCGCCGCCCUGUCGUCUCCGAACGUGCCGGCAGAAAGUCCGUUCGCCAUGUACAACUCGUUCCGUGGCAUCGUGUUCCUGUACCUUACGCUGCAGUGCCUUCGAUCGGCAUCUGGACCUGGUGGUGGAGGAUUGCAAACGGUGCUUGCAACCAAGUCCGAACUCGACGUGCGCAAGCAGAGCAUGCUAGCGAUGCUCCUGCUGCUCUUCCGAUGGGCGUUUGGAGCCGCCAUCGCAGUCUUGGCAAUUCACUACACCAUUGCUCAUCCCAACGUGACCCUCGACGCGGAAAAGGUUGUGCCGUUUGUGCUGGCCAACGUGUUGCCUUCAGGCUACCGUGGGUUCGUUGUGGCGUCGCUGCUGGCUGCCGCUCUGACCACGUUUGAUUCGACCAUUCACAGCGCUUCGUCGUACUGGACGAUCGAUAUUUACCACGCCAUCCUGCACCCGAGAGCGACGGCGGCGCAGUUGGUCUUUCAAGCGAGGUUGUCCACAGUCGUGAUCCUGUUGCUUGGAUGGCUGCUGUCCCUUGGCAUAGUGACCAUCAACCGCAUUUGGGGGUUCAUGACGAUUGCCAUGUGCGGGGGUGUUGUGUACCCGUUUUUCCUAUCGUGGUACUGGGCGCGCUUCAACGGCGCCGGGUGCGCUGCCGGCCUCGUCACGGGCAUUGUGGCUGCGGCCACUAUCUUUUUCGCCUGGCCUCAUGUGGGCGAGUCCGACGUGUUCUUGUGGUCGUCUACGGCAUCGGGUUUUGUGUCGAUCGUGACUGCCUACCUCUCUCCGGCGACGACUCCUCAAACUCUCAACACGUUCUACAAAUUCGUGCGGCCACCUGGUCUAUGGCGAGAGGUAUUCCAGGUCUUCGCCGCCAUGCAUCUGCGGUGGUUUCUCAUCGUUUUGUCAACAAGAGGCAGCGAACUCCAACGUCGACGUGGUUGUAGGUGUCGUGCACAUGCUUUCGAACUGACGAACUGGCGGCGAUCUCGGCCGAGAACUGGAAGGACCUCGGCUGCUCUGGAAUGCUGCUCGUCGUGCAAAUCGCGACAUACGUCUUGGCAGUGAGUGUCGUGCUCAAGGUGUGGCAUCAAGCAGCAGUUCUCGCCGUUAUCUUGGGGGCGGUCCUCCCAGUUAUCUACUUCAAAUGGUACCUACCCGUCGACGGCCUGGCUCAAGUCAUCUCGUACGAGCCACUGCUCCUCGAUCAAGACAAGGACGCAUGGGGGUAACCAGUGGCGCAUGCACGAAGGCCUCGAACACACGACACGUCAUUGUUGAUGUGGAUGGCUGCGCGGACUCUGCACUUUGUGCCACGAGCAGGGCUUAGACAAUCUGCAUUCAGCCGUCGGUGAAACAAGUAGCAUGUCGUCGAAAUUUCGCACGUAAGUCAUCACGCACUCCCAUCCA